AAUGGUGGGCGCGUGAUUUUGAACAAAUACAGGAUGCCAGCUCCAGAUACAGGCGGAACAAAGCCCCCAGGAGGUGCAAGAGCCGUAGUGGAAACCCUGGGAUUGGAUGCUGGAGCCCUAGGUGAUGGAGACCUCAGUGCUCUCACUUUGCCAAACAGUAGUGAUCAAUUUACAUCAUCAGAGCUGGAGACAUUAGUCAACAUUCAGGCAGAACUGGACCGUCUUAACUCAACAGUUGGAGUUGAGGGGACAUUAGGGGAGGAAUUGGAAGGUGGUGGAGACGGGUUAACCGCAGGUGAAACUGUUGAGUCUGUGGUUACUGUUGUGAGUGAUGACCAUGGGCAAUGUGAUGUGGCACAUUCACCAGAAGCAAUCUUGCCAGAAAUUAUGGAGGAGACGACAACGAUGGAAGACAUGGACAUGCAUGAGAUUGGAAUGUCUACACCAUCCCCAGAAGCAGUGGAUCCAUUACAACAGCAAGAAACUUCAACUAAUCAGUUUACAUCAGUCACUAAUAAUCUCACAUUUACAUCAUCAACAGUGACUUCAAAAACUACAGGUUCUUCAAUCGUUGUAAUACAGUCUCCUGUUGCCUCAAGUGCCAGUGUUACCGCUUCAGGUUUGAAUCCUACUCAUGUCACAGUCAGUGGUGGGCAACUUAUGGGAAAGAUUUCACGAAUGUCUGGGAAUGUUGCCAUUAGUUCGGUGCCUCAGUUUCAGUCUCUAGGUCAAACGUUAGUUACAGCCAAGUCAGCGGAUGGAAACAUUGUUCAGUUGCGCCCAGCUAAUCUCAACAGGCCAGUUAUUGCAACAAGUACAGCUGGCAAUCUUACAACUGCAAAUCUUCAAGGAAUCAAGCCUCUACAAACCACCACAAAGCGUCCAGCUACUGGAACAGCAGGGCAGAUGAGAAAUGUCUUUGCAAAAGUAAUUAUUACUGGGAAUCAGCAGGGUCAGCAGGGACAGCCCAUCAUGCUGGCAGCAUCCCAAGCUGCAGAUACAUUUUGCAGUGGUCAGCCAAUUAAGAUCAUCAGUGGUGGAACUGGCCAAAGUAAUGUUUCUCUUCUAAGUAGCCCAACAAAGGCAAUCACAUUAGCUCAAGCUCAACAAAUGGGUCUUCUAUCACCAACCAAACUUCAACAGAUUUUACCAUCAUCUCCAGCCAAACAAAGUAUUAUUGUAAACAAACUCAUGUCUUCUCCUGUGAAGUCACCAACAAAAAUAAUGAUGCCUGCCUCAUCUGUUGUGAAAUCUCCUACAAAGAUACUUCCAGCUCCUGUGAGUGGUGUGACACAGCUGAAGUCAGCAGUUUCUAUAGCAUCAGCUAUAGGUGGAAUCGGUGGGACUGUUACUACAACUGUGAAGCCAGUGCUCAGUCCUCAGAAAGUCAUUAUUCGACAGGGUUCUUUGAAACCGGGUACAAUUUUGACAUCAUCGUCUGCAACUGGGCAGGUGAUAAGAAUACCAGCCACUCAGAAUGCAGUGGGAACUUCUGGCAGUAUAGCUCAGCUUCAGAUACCAGGUGGAAGACAGUUACAGUAUGUGCGACUGGUAAGUUCCUCUGGAAGUAACACUUCAACGGUUAUGAGUACAGGAAAAUCUCGUACUGCAGCUGUUGUACCAGUAAGUGCUCUUAGUGGAGGCAAGCCCAUUGCUCUGGCUGCUAUGCGAACUCAACAACAAACUCUCAAAAUGGUGCCAAUAGCCCCUGCUACUCCAGCCAUUCGUACAGUUGUACCAAAGUCAGCUGGCCAAACUGGGCAGAGGAUAUUAAUCCCUGCAUCUGCACCUGUUACUCAGCUUCGCACUGGAUCAAAUGUUGCUACGUUAUCAGCUUCUGCUGUGAAUCCAAUCACAUCAGGGACCACCAUCUUACCCUCUGGUACCAGCAGUUAUGUAAUGCUUCCAGCUCAGUAUGUUCAGCAGUUACAAACUCAGAGUCAGCAGCCACAACAGCAGACUCCGCAACAGCAGCAGCAGCAGCAACAGCAGCAGCAUAGUAUCCUCAACACACACACUGUCAGUCAGUCAUCGAGUAAUAGUGCAGUGAGUGCAGAUUCACACCAUCAAUCCAGGCCAAGUGUAGUAACAAGGACAACACUAGAACCAAAUGGUAUCCGGCCGAGGAAACCGUGCAAUUGUACCAAGUCACAGUGUCUCAAAUUAUACUGUGACUGCUUUGCCAAUGGGGAAUUCUGCCACAUGUGCAAUUGCAAUAACUGUUUCAAUAAUUUGGAACAUGAGGAGGAUCGACAGAGAGCCAUCAGGUCUUGCCUUGAAAGGAAUCCCAAUGCUUUUAGGCCAAAAAUUGGCAAGGGUAUUGUAGGGGAUGAGCGACGACACAAUAAAGGUUGUAACUGCAAGCGUUCUGGCUGUCUGAAGAAUUACUGUGAAUGUUACGAGGCAAAAAUACCUUGUUCGAACAACUGUAAAUGUGUGGGUUGCCGGAAUGUGGAAGAAAGCUGUGAUAAGAAUACAUUACGAGAUUUAGCAGAAGCCGCUGAAGUGCGCGUUCAGCAGCAGACAGCUAUUAAAAACAAGCUUUCGGCACAGAUACAGGACAUUGCCUUCCGACCACCACCACCACCACCACAUAGUGGUGCAAGGCAACCAUUCAACUUCAUGACACAGGAGGUACUGGAUGCAACAUGCCUGUGUUUACUAGCACAGGCAGAGGAAGCAGAACGCAUGGAUAAUAGUGAGGAGGACGCGGAACGCUUCAUCAUUGAAGAAUUUGGAAGAUGUCUUGUACAGAUAAUAGAAUGUGCUACCAAAACAGAAGCAAAUUCAUUGCCAAUGUGAGGAGGAUUGAAUCUGAUUCUUCAGUGAAUGCCAUAUCAUCGAGAAACUUUAAAAGUACAAGAUGUUUUUUAUUUUUAUGGAAUGGAGCAUCUUUAAAUACUGUAUAGAAUUGCCACUGUGCAUAAACAUUUGUGUAAAUACUUUGCUGUUUUUAUCUACCUGAGUGAACAGUUUUUAAAUGUGCAUGGAUAGAUUUUCGUGAUGUUUCAACAUGACGGUGAUGUUACAUGGUGUACUGUAUGAGGAAGUUCUCCGGAGAAGUGGAGUGCCCAUACAGUAAAUACUUUCAUCAGUAUCAAGAGAGGUAAUUGUGCUACCAGGAAUCCUGUAGUUACAUAAAUCCAAGGAAUUGCUUUAUCAGUUGAAUAACUAGUUGCCAUAUUUUAUGGACUAUAUGACAUGCCUUUAUUGCGUAUAUUUGGAAAAACUAUUCACCAUUUUUUACACAUCACAGUGGAAGUCCUCUUGUAAUGAAAACCCCACAGUAUCAUUGGAUUAAAAAACAAGUUCCAGGAAGAUUACUCACUGACUGCCCUUUGAUAUAGCAUGAACAGCACAGAAAACAGUAUUCCCACAGAUUCUAUUGCUGCAUGUGUAUUUGUUACUGGAAGAACAUUUACCCAAGCCACUGCCUAGCAAUGAUAGGGGGAAUACACACACACACACAGGGACAGUAGGCUAACUGAAGAACUGAUGGAGGCUGUGUCUUCUCUGCAGUCCAACCCGAAGUUAUAUAAAGAGGACAACCCAAGAGUUAGAAGACCUAAUUACCAAGCCAUUGCCUAGCAAUGGCUGUCUCUAUGGAGCUUCUCUAACUGCACUGUUACCAAGCCAUUGCCUAGCAAUGGCUGUCUCUGUAAACCUUCUCUGACUGCAUUAUUCCAGCUUUCAAGUGUCAUGUCACAUGUUUAUAUGGUGUUGUCUUCUGCCUCCACAAUUCUGGCUUACAGGAGAAGGGGGGGGGGACAGCAAGGUGAUCUUAUGCUACCAGCAAUGAGUACAGCUCUUUACUCAUGAAAUACAAAUACAAAGCCACAUUGUGCUUCUUAAAAACGAACUACUCCCAAACAAGUUGCCUGGAUAUGCAGCUUGACAGUUACAAGUAUAUUCCUCUUUCAGAAUAAUUUUGGUCAUGUCUUUGUUUUCUACUAUACCUUUAGCCCAUAACACUCUUAGAUUUUAGGAAGCAUUUUCUUGGAUAAAAAGUGUCUUUUGCUCUGGAAAAUAUGGUAACUACUCAAUGAAGACCCUUUACAGUGGAAUAAAUAAUAUUAUACAUUCAGAAAUUGGUUGGAAAUACUGGAAAAUUCUGGCAUCAUAAUUAAAUCUCUGAGCUUGUAGAUCAGUUACAUUUGUGUCCUAAUGCUUUGAACUCAUGUUUUAAUAGAUCAUUUAUGAACAGUGAGCUGAAAAAAAAACACUUCUAUUAUUGAAACUAUAUUUGACACUUGGUGUUUUUGUAAUUAAAUUAAAUUACAGGACCCAAACUAAUGGUGAUAAUUCUUAAAUAGAAUAAAUACGCUGUAAUAGUCUUGUGCAAUUGCAUACAAAAUGAAUACCUAGCAAAAAUGUUUUAUAAUUUUCUCUGCUUUCAUUGUACCUUUUUAACACCACAUGCAAUGUGUUCAUAAUUCUAAAUAAGGUUUUCCUAAUUAUUGUAUGUUUGUAGUGAUGGCAAUUAGUGCUUCAGUUCACUUUGUUUGUGAUUGUGUAGCAGAGCAUUAGGUAUAUUUUAACACGAAUAGUAGAGAUUUCUUAUUAAAUUUGAAGUGCAGAAUAUGUGUAUAAAAGUGCUCUCAGUAUAAAGGUAUGUAGAUGGUGCUGUCUAGUCUUUACUUCAUGCCCUUGGCUAAUUUAAUUUUUUACUGUUAUGGGAAAUGGUAGAAGAUGCUGAGAAAUUGGGCAUAAAGUGGUUAUCACCAGGUAUUCAACAAGUAUCAUGAACCUAUUUAUUUAAAGAUUUAUAAUUGGGAAAUUUUUUGUAGUUUCAUCUUGUAAUUUUUCGUAAGUGAUGUCUUUGUGGAAGGAACCAUAAAAUAUGUGGAAAGAGGGAGAGGAAUUAAUACAACUUUGCUUUUGACCUUUUUCCUUGUUUGUACAGUACUAGUAUUCCACCUUGCACACCAUGCAUUGUGUGACCACUAUCAUGUAUUAUUUCAUAAAAAACAUCUUGAAAUAUCUUUACACAAAAUUUCCUAUUUUGAUGUUCACGCUGUCAUGGUGUGUAGCUGCUUUGUGUCGUUUUAGUGUUUUCAACACAUGCAUAGCUGUAGAAUGGAUACUGGAACAAGUUGUACAUUUUUAAGUUUAUCAUAAACUCAUGCAACAUA
This is a messenger RNA of Cryptotermes secundus, 5132 nucleotides long. Its product is annotated as protein lin-54 homolog. Gene Ontology annotation, cellular component: nucleus. The transcript has 12 exons. Gene Ontology annotation, biological process: regulation of DNA-templated transcription. The record is from RefSeq and is a predicted model, not a curated record. Lineage: Eukaryota; Metazoa; Arthropoda; Insecta; Blattodea; Kalotermitidae. Bases 34 to 2802 code for a protein of 922 amino acids.